GGCAACGGAAGGGUGAGGGUGUGUCGCUGGAGCCUCUAUUAUUGAGAGGUGGUACAUUGUGUGGUUCAUAAGUCGUCAGUCGCGUCCUGCUGAAGUAGUUGGAAAAUGUAUUCUCGCGGGACGAGGGCGUGUUUGGUGGUGUUGGCGGGGUUGUGUUCCUGGGUUCUGGCUUUUGAGAGCGCGACGGACGGCGAGGCCCGGGCCCUGCUGGCGGAGUUCGAGGAGGCCGCCGCUAAGGUCUACAACACUGUCAUUCUCAAGACCUGGGCCUUCAACACCAACAUUACCGACCAUAACAGGAAGAUUAAAGAGGAAGGGUCGUUGAUCGUGAGGAAGUUCAAGGAGGAGUGGAACAACAAGGUCCAGGUCUCUCUGCGUAGUGACCUUAGCCCGGAGACCGCCAGAGCCAUGCGUAUGGCAUUUCCAGUCCAAUUAGAUCCAGCGGACUCCAAGAACCUGACAAGUAUCUUGACCUCUCUCUCCACCAUCUACUCCACGGCCACCGUCUGCCUCACACCGAAGAGCUGCGUCAGUUUGGAUCCUGACCUGACCAGGAAGAUGGCGGAGUCCAGGAACUAUGACGAACUCAAAUUUAUCUGGGAGAGCUGGAGGACUAAUGUGUCCAGGAAGAUGCGGCCGCUCUACCUGCAGUACAUGGAGCUUGCCAACAAGAAGGCUGUACUCAAUGAUUACACCGAUUAUGGCGACCAACUUCGUAUGCAUUACGAGACGAAAACGUUCGAGGAGGACAUGCUGAACCUCUACAAAGAGUUGGAUCCUCUCUACCGUCUCAUCCACGCCUUUGUCAGGAAGAGACUUCGCCUCGUCUACCCUCAGAUAAAGGCUCGAGGUCACCUGCCAGCCUGCGUACUGGGGGACAUGUGGGGAAGGUUCUGGACCAGCAUAUUCCCUCUGGUGACGCCGUAUUCUGAGGCGGCGGACAUGGACGUAACCAGCGCCAUGCUUAAACAGAACUACACUGUGAAGCGAAUGUUUACCAUGGGAGAGGAGUUCUUUACGUCCAUGGGGCUCGAGCCUCUUCCAGCCACCUUCUGGGAGAGAUCCAUGCUGGAACGGCCCCAGGAUGGCCGCAAUGUCUCCUGCCACCCCACGGCUUGGGAUUUCAUUGACGGCAAGGAUUUUAGGAUCAAGAUGUGCACCGAGGUCAAUUUUGACCACCUGGCCACUAUCCACCACGAGUUGGGACACAUUCAGUACUUUAUACAGUACGCUCACCAGCCUCUCACUUACAGGGGCGGCGCUAACGAUGGCUUCCACGAAGCCAUCGGGGAGCUGAUGUCCAUGUCUAUGUCCACACGCAAGCACUUGGCCAAGGUCGGUCUUCUGGAGGAUGUUCCCGAGAACACGGAGACAAGUAUAAACUUCCUGUUGCGGACGGCGCUGCUAUCUGUGACGACCUUGCCAUUCCACCUUGUGAAUGACUUGUGGCGCUGGAGGGCCUUCAGGGGCGAGUAUGACUUACGCGACUACAACACUAACUACUGGAAGCUCAAGGAGCAGUACCUGGGGGUGGAGGCACCUGUGAACCGGACGGACGAGGACCUAGAUCCUCCUGCCAUAUUUCACAUCUCUAGCGACUAUGAUAUGAUCCGCUACUUCACCAGGACCAUCCUGCAGUUCCAGUUCCUUGAGAAGCUGUGCGAGGCGGCGGGGCAUGAAGGGCCGCUCCACACCUGUGACUUCUAUGGGUCAAAGGAAGCGGGGAACCUUUUAGCAAAGAUGCUGUCGAUGGGAUCCUCUAAGCCCUGGCAGGAUGUACUGGAGGUUAUGACGGGAGAGCGACACAUGAACCCUCGGCCGCUCCUGCGGUACUUCCAGCCUCUCCAGCAGUGGCUGUUGGAGGACAACAUUAAAGACGGAGAUGGAGUUGGAUGGGGUGACUCCUGGGCCCUCCUCGAUAGUAAGAUCCUCCACAAUCUUCAAUAUGCUGGAGCUAGCGGGAGGCCCACGCUCGCCCAGCAUGCGGCCUCACUGUUCCCGCACGAACUUGUCUCCCUCCAAGUUUACAAUGAGAUGAUGCUAUUGGCUAUAACUCUGUUCACAUACGUGCUACCCCGACCAGGGUUCAGCUGGUACAUGGAUGCUCCAGGGACAGUGCACACCAUUACUGCUCCUGCUGUCACUACUACAAGUACUGUAUUACAUGUUGCUCCAGUGUGGAGUCCAUAUCUAGUCAAACACACAGCAAAGUUAGAAGAAAAGGUUAAAAAUAGUUGGAAAAUAUAUUCUCGCGGGACGAUGACGAGAGUGUGUUUGGUGGUGUUAGUGUGGUUGUGUUCCUGGGUUCUGGCUUUUGAGAGCACGACGGACGGCGAGGCCCGGGCCCUGCUGGCGGAGUUCGAGGAGGCCGCCGCCAAGGCCUACAACACUGUCAAUCUCAAGACCUGGGCCUUCCUCACCAACAUUACCGACCAUAACAGGGAGAUUGCGGUGGAAGAGAUGUUUGUCAUGAGUAAGUUCCAGGAGGAGUGGAACAACAAGGUCCCGUUCUCUCUGCAUCGUGACGUUAGCCCAGAGAUCACCAGAGCCAUGAGUAUGGCAUUUCCAGCCCAAUUAGAUCCAGCGGACUUCAAGAACCUUAAUAGUAUGAUGGCCUCCCUCCACGCCAUGUACUCUACGACCACCGUCUGCCUUACACCGAAGAGCUGCGUUGGUUUACGUCCUGACCUGACCAGGAAGAUGGCGGAGUCCAGGAACUAUGACGAACUCAAAUUUAUCUGGAAGAGCUGGAGGACUAAUGUGUCCAGGAAGAUGCGGCCGCUCUACCUGCAGUUCAUGGAUUUUGUCGACAACUUUAUAUCACAGGAGGUCGAGGAGGACAUACUGAACCUCUACAAAGAGUUGGAUCCUCUCUACCGUCUCGUCCACGCCUUUGUCAGGAAGAGACUUCGCCUCGUCUACCCUCAGAUAAAGGCUCGAGGUCACCUGCCAGCCUGCGUACUAGGGAGCAUGUCGGGAAGUGCCUGGACCAACAUAUUCCCUCUGGUGGAGCCGUAUUCUGAGGCGGCGGACAUGGACGUAACCAGCGCCAUGCUUAAACAGAACUACACUGUGAAGCGAAUGUUUACCAUGGGAGAGGAGUUCUUUACGUCCAUGGGGCUCAAGCCUCUUCCGGCCACCUUCUGGGAGAGAUCCAUGCUGGAACGGCCCCAGGAUGGCCGCAAUGUCUCCUGCCACCCCAUGGCUUUGGAUUUCCGUGACGGCAAGGAUUUUAGGAUCAAGAUGUGCACCGAGGUCAAUUUUGAAAACCUGGCCACUAUCCACCACGAGUUGGGACACAUUCAGUACUUUAUGCAGUACGCUCACCAGCCUUUCAUGUACAGGAACGGCGCUAACGAUGGCUUCCACGAAGCCAUCGGGGAGCUGAUGAUCUUGUCUAUGUCCACACCCAAGCACUUGGCCAAGGUCGGUCUUCUGGAGGAAGUUCCCGAGAACACGGAGACAAAUAUCAACUUCCUGUUGCGGACGGCGCUGCGGUCUGUGCCGAUCCUGCCAUUCAGUCUUGCGAUUGACUUGUGGCGCUCGAAGGUCUUGAGUGGCGACUAUGACUCGCGCGAGUACAACACUCGCUACUGGAAGCUCACGGAGCAGUACCUGGGAGUGGAGGCACCUGUGAGCCGGACGGACGAGGACCUAGAUCCUCUUGCCAUAUUUCACAUCGCUAUCGGCGAUAAUAUGAUCCGUUACUUCAAGAUGACCAUCCUGCAGUUCCAGUUCUUUGAGAAGCUGUGCGAGGCGGCGGGGCAUGAAGGGCCGCUCCACACCUGUGACUUCUAUGGGUCAAAGGAAGCGGGGAACCUUUUAGCAAAGGUACUGUCGAUGGGAUCCUCUAAGCCCUGGGAGGAUGCACUGGAGGUUAUGACGGGAGAGCGACACAUGAACCCUCGGCCGCUCCUGCGCUAUUUCCAGCCUCUCCAGCAGUGGCUGUUGGAGGACAACAUUAAAGACGGAGAUGGAGUUGGAUGGGGUGACUCCUGGGCCCUCCUCAAUAGUUCAGCUGGUACAUGGAUGCUCCAGGGACAGUGCACACCAUUACUGCUCCUGCUGUCACUACUACAAGUACUGUAUUACAUGUUGGUAAGUUACUAACAUAAAUCAACCCGUCCUCCUAAGGUUUCCCAACGUCAGGAAACUGUUGAACAAAAGUGUCCUUAUCCUAACCUACCAGAGGACCCAAAACAAAAUGGGACAGAAUGUCAAUUUUGUGAGCCACUACCAUUUUCUAACAAGACAAUUUUUGGCCUUGGGUGAAGUAUGUCAAAAUGCGAAGUUAUACAGUAUUAGGACUUGUUACAAAUACUACUAAUAUUGUUACAUAUUAAUAAAGGCCUUUCAGCCAAACAGUUGAGAAUAUAUGCUUAAAAUGGUUUUUCUGUGUACUAUCCAUUAAUACAACUAGUACCACUACCA
This is a messenger RNA of Procambarus clarkii (red swamp crayfish), 4431 nucleotides long. The record is from RefSeq and is a predicted model, not a curated record. NCBI's taxonomy places the organism in Eukaryota, Metazoa, Arthropoda, Malacostraca, Decapoda, Cambaridae.